CUUCUACCAGAAGACAGGACGGUAUUUAUAAAAUCAUCGUUGACAGGAAAAAUAUAGUUAAAGUUUAUUGUGACAUGACGACAGAUGGAGGGGGUUGGACGGUCAUUCAAAACAAGUUCGAUGGUACAACCAAUUUUUAUCGAGACUGGAAUGACUAUAAAACAGGUUUUGGGAACAUUUCUCGGGAAUUUUGGCUUGGGAAUGACAUAAUCCAUGCUCUAACUAAAAAUGAUGAUCAAGAACUACGUAUAGAAAUGACGAAGUUUUCUGGUUCAAAAGUUUACGCAAAAUACUCAAAAUUUUCUAUUGGUGAUGAAUCCAAAAAGUAUAAACUGUCGAUCAGUUGAAAUAGUGGG
Messenger RNA from Saccostrea cuccullata (small rock oyster), 356 nucleotides. RefSeq names its product ficolin-1-like. The record is from RefSeq and is a predicted model, not a curated record. Lineage: Eukaryota; Metazoa; Mollusca; Bivalvia; Ostreida; Ostreidae. The transcript is spliced from 3 exons. The coding region runs from base 75 to 347 and encodes 90 amino acids.